AUGGGUCUUUCUUGUCUUCUGUCUCUUACCUGUCUUCUGUUAUGUCUUUUUUUUCUUAACUCUUCUGACACUCUUUCAGCAUCAGCUUCAGGCUAUAAAUUCCUUAUCAGUGAACUCUCUUUCUCAUCCCCCUUUCUCUUAUCUGCACUUGUAGACAUCAAAAAAAUAUCAAUGGACGCAAACACACCUGCAGAAUUUUCUCAUGUGUCUUCCAACUUUCAUUCAUACUAUUCGCACACAAAGAAAGGUGGUGGCGUAAUCGAUCUAGGUCUCAGCCUUAGGACCAUACAACAUGAUACUUACCUCCCAUCGGGGAGAAUGAUAGGUCUGGACGGGUAUGGUGAGCUCAUAGACUGGUCGCAGCCCAGCUAUAGCAGCAAUUUACAGCUGAAGAGUGAGGAAACUGGAAACCAAAGACUUGCACAAGGAUAUUACAAUGAUGGAGAAGAGAGCAGAGGCAAAUUGUCCUAUGUGAAGGUAAAUAUGGAUGGCUUAGUGGUAGGCCGCAAGAUUUGCGUUCUUGAUCAAGGAACCUACUCAACUCUUGCUCUUCAGCUCGAAAAUAUGUUUGGGAUGCAGACCAUGUCCGGAUUGAGGUUGUUCCAGGAUGAGUCUGAUUUCUCUUUGGUCUACAGAGAUAGAGAAGGUAUCUGGAGGAAUGUUGGGGAUGUUCCAUGGAAGCAGUUCGUCGUAAACGUGAAUCGGAUGAGAAUCGCAAGAAGAAAUGAUGCUCUUCUUCCCUUUUAAAGUUGGAAGUCGAAGCCUAUCCUCUCCUAGGG
Molecule: messenger RNA, 779 nt
Organism: Eutrema salsugineum
Lineage: Eukaryota; Viridiplantae; Streptophyta; Magnoliopsida; Brassicales; Brassicaceae
Product: auxin-responsive protein IAA32
Biological process (GO): regulation of DNA-templated transcription
Cellular component (GO): nucleus
Molecular function (GO): protein binding
Source: RefSeq, a predicted model, not a curated record